Molecule: messenger RNA, 3701 nt
Organism: Micropterus salmoides (largemouth bass)
Lineage: Eukaryota; Metazoa; Chordata; Actinopteri; Centrarchiformes; Centrarchidae
Gene: tm9sf2
Product: transmembrane 9 superfamily member 2
Exons: 17
Coding region: 132-2069 (645 amino acids)
Biological process (GO): protein localization to membrane
Cellular component (GO): membrane
Source: RefSeq, a predicted model, not a curated record
AUGUGACGUGUCCGCCUGCUGCAGAACCGGAUGCUGGUGGCUGUCCAGUGUGGAUGACAGAUGCAGCGUAAAGUGCCACAGAGGGGAGAGAUAACCGUGUUAAUCUGCAGAGAAGACUGGCGGCUGUGAAGAUGUUGCUGUGGCUGCUCGGAGCUGCGCUGCUGGGUCGGGCGGCCGCCUUCUACCUCCCGGGUCUGGCGCCCGUCAGCUUCUGUCAGCCUGGAACAGACCAGGUUCCAGACUGCAAGACGAUCAUCGAGCUGUUUGUGAACAGGCUGGAUUCAGUGGAGUCUGUUCUGCCAUAUGAAUAUACUGCGUUUGACUUUUGCUCAGAGAAAACAGUGAAACGUCCAUCAGAGAAUCUGGGCCAGGUUCUUUUUGGGGAGAGGAUCGAAGCCUCACCAUACAAGUUUGAGUUCAAGAACCCCGCCGCGUGUCAGAAGGUGUGCACCAGAACCUACGACACCACCAACCCAACAGAAAAAUCCAAACUGGAAUUCCUCAAGAAAGGCAUGUUACUCAACUACCAGCAUCACUGGAUUGUGGAUAACAUGCCGGUCACCUGGUGCUAUGAUGUCGAAGAUGGACAGAAGUUCUGUAACCCUGGAUUCCCUAUUGGCUGUUACGUCACAGAAGCAGGCCGACCCAAAGAUGCCUGCGUGGUCAAUUCUAACUUUAAUGAAAAGGAUGCCUUUUACAUCUUUAACCAUGUGGACAUCACCAUCCAUUACCACAUCGUUGAGCACGAACAACUUGGAGCUCGAUUGGUUGCUGCAAAGAUUGAACCCAAAAGCUAUGAAAAUCCUAAUGAUGACAGCCCUGAUUGCUCUGGGGGGCCAAAGUUCCUGAAAAACAAACAAGCAGGAGUGUUCAAGAUCCCAUACACUUACUCUGUCAGAUUUGUGGAAGACAAAAAUAUUCGCUGGGCGUCUAGAUGGGACUACAUCCUGGAGUCAAUGCCUCACACCAACAUCCAGUGGUUCAGCAUAAUGAACUCGUUGGUGAUUGUUUUGUUCCUGUCUGGAAUGGUAGCCAUGAUCAUGCUGCGGACUCUCCAUAAAGACAUCGCCAGAUACAAUCAGAUGGACUCUGUGGAGGAUGCCCAGGAGGAGUUCGGAUGGAAGCUGGUCCACGGAGAUGUUUUCCGACCUCCCAGGAAGGGAAUGCUGCUGUCUGUUUUCCUCGGCUCUGGAACGCAGAUCUUCAUUAUGACCUUUGUCACCCUUUUCUUUGCCUGUCUUGGGUUCCUUUCUCCGGCAAACCGUGGGGCUCUGAUGACUUGUGCUGUUGUUCUCUGGGUCCUUCUGGGAACCCCUGCUGGAUAUGUGGCUGCUCGCCUCUACAAAUCUUUCGGAGGAGAGAAGUGGAAGACCAACGUUCUGCUGACAGCCUUCCUCUGCCCUGGGGUGGUAUUUGCAGAUUUCUUUGUGAUGAACUUGAUCCUGUGGGGCGAAGGGUCUUCAGCAGCCAUGCCAUUUGGGACCCUGGUAGCCAUAUUGGCCCUUUGGUUCUGUAUCUCAGUGCCACUGACCUUUAUAGGAGCAUACUUUGGCUUCAAGAAGGCAGGGAUUGAGCACCCAGUGCGGACGAAUCAGAUUCCUCGUCAAAUCCCAGAGCAGUCAUUCUACACAAGGCCUUUCCCUGGGAUCAUCAUGGGUGGAAUUUUGCCUUUUGGAUGUAUUUUUAUUCAGCUGUUCUUCAUACUAAACUCCAUCUGGUCCCACCAGAUGUACUACAUGUUUGGCUUCCUUUUCCUGGUCUUCAUUAUCCUGGUCAUCACCUGCUCUGAGGCCACCAUCCUGCUCUGCUACUUCCACCUAUGUGCUGAGGACUACCAUUGGCAGUGGCGUUCCUUCCUGACCAGUGGCUUCACUGCUGUCUAUUUCCUGGUCUAUGCCGUUCAUUACUUCUUCUCGAAGCUGCAAAUCACUGGACUGGCCAGCACCAUCUUGUACUUUGGAUACACCAUGAUCAUGGUUCUCAUCUUUUUCUUAUUCACUGGUACUAUCGGCUUCUUUGCCUGUUUCUGGUUUGUUACAAAGAUCUACAGUGUGGUCAAAGUGGACUGAAGGAUACAAAAGCACAACGGACUAUACAUGAGGUUACGUUCUCCCAUCAACCUUUGGAGCAUUCAGCACUGUCAAACUGAACGGAGAAUUACAACCUGAACAUUCACCUCCUCGUGCAGAGAGGCCUCCGGCCGACGAGAGCAUGUGUACACUGGGUUGUAAUUUUGUACAUACAGUAUCUAUCUGCAUAUAAUCUGAAUGAAAUGAAUCAUAACUGUACACGCCUCUUCCCAAUAUGUGACACACAGAAAGGUUAGUUUAUACCAUGCUACCUUCACAGAGUGCAGUGAGCUAUUGGCGUUGGACUGUCCACAGACUGUGUCAGCGGUCAUGUCAUGCAUUUUAGGUUUGUUUCAAAAUCCGUGCACACUGUUUGCAGAAUUAUAGUCCUACAAAUAAAACUGUGAGGGUGUGCUUCUUGACGGCUACUUCCUCUCACUGGUGAUAUUAAAUGUGUGCACAGGUGUGGAAUAUGCCGGUGUUACUAUUUUAAAUGUGAUUUUUGUGCAACGCAUCUCUGAAGAAGCUUUAGCAAUCUGCAGUCGCACGUUGUGUCUAAAAAAUGUGUCUACGUGCACAUUUCUACACAGUUUAUGUCUAAAUGGGUCUAUAUGGCUGUUCCUUUCUAAAGGCUACUCCAACUGCAGCCGCUCCUUUUGUUUAAAAUUUGAAGGUGACAACUUGUGAGUGCUUUGUCGUUCCCACUUUUCUCAAAGUAUUGUGGAACAGUUAUCAUUUCUGAGUUUCCGGGAUGAACUGAUGAAGUCUGACGUUUUGGAAGUCAUAGUUUGACCGCUUGUGCACAGUGCAGGGCAAUAUGAACCUAUUUCAGAGAAAGUAUUACAUUCUGAUCUAUCAGAAAGCCAGAAAGUCCAGUCCCACUUUGGCGCUAGGGGCAUGUUGAUGUGUCAGGAUACAUCCUUGUCCUGUUUCCCAGCAACAACUUGUAUUCUCGCUCCAAACAAGCUGCAAUGUUAACGUACUCGCUCCUGAGAGAGCUUCUUCUCAGCCACUCAUUUUGUCUGCAUGAUGUGUUCAGUGUGUGCUGAGAGCAAGAAAUUUAAUCAUGCUCCAGUCAGCGUGCCAUGCCAUCACACAAAGCACACACAAAUGCUUUGUGUGAGUCUUUAGUUUAGCUUAAGACUCAUGGGAGCUGUAAUUCUUCAGCUAGGGCCAACAAAUCUUACCAGCAGGCAGUAGUUAAAUACCCAUUAGGCUUACAUUUAGCGCAGAAAACAUGAAUAUCAUGUUGGCUCAGCUUUUUAAAAAGACUGAUUAAAAAAACAACAAAAAAAAAAAACACUUUGCUGCAAAAAUACAAGGUUAUCCCCAGGCUAGUGGUAUACAAGUAGUGGAAUCCUGUAGUAAUUUCAUUUCUCUCAAUGACCUAGCAGAUGAUGCAAACUAAGGACUUGUAUAUUUUAAACAAGUGUUUUUUUUUUUUUGGUUACAUGCAUUUCUCUAUACUGAGCUCAUUUAAAAAAACCAAACCAAAACACAAGGAAAACCAUGUUUCCAAAAUCUUUCACUCAGAACGCAAUGACCUAAAAAAAAUCUGUAGCGUUACAGCAUGUAUCACUGUUGUCUUAAUUUUUUUGUUUUCUUUUGUUGCAUAAACCAAUAAGACACCUC